Messenger RNA from Maylandia zebra (zebra mbuna), 5902 nucleotides. RefSeq names its product TBC1 domain family member 12. Gene Ontology annotation, biological process: regulation of GTPase activity. Gene Ontology annotation, molecular function: GTPase activator activity; small GTPase binding. NCBI's taxonomy places the organism in Eukaryota, Metazoa, Chordata, Actinopteri, Cichliformes, Cichlidae. The record is from RefSeq and is a predicted model, not a curated record.
GCGCUGGACUGUGGCCGGGAUGCCACUGCUGCUGCGACUAGCUAACAGUUGGGGGAUUUAAUUAAUCUUCUGCCCGGUGGCGACGCAAGAAAGCGGCCGUGAAGCGUUCCUUUGUCUGCAUUAAACACCUGAGACGGAAAUGUUGCGCCGGGUGUGUGUCAGGUAGCGUUAAACCGGCUCUGAAAAUGCAGGUAGCCCCUUCCUCCAAGAACAACAAAACCUGCUGCUGCGGAGCUCGGCCCACCGGGCAGGGGGACUCGUUGCAGGAACUUACGCCCGCGGCAGAGGCUCGCUUGGCGGACUGAGAAGUCAUGGAGACUGUGAGGGAGAACGGAGGGUCGUUCGGAGUCGACUUGAACGAGAACGAAGAGGGAGAAAGAGGUGGCGGAGCGGGGAAAUCAGCACUCAGAGACCGCAGCAUCGCGCUGCUAGCCGGGGUCAGCGCGGUGCAAGACGCUGGGAAGGCUUUCACCGGCCUCGGCAGGGAUGUAAACACUGACGCCUCCUUGAAAGGGAAGAUAAUGCUGGAGAGGCUGUUCCCCGGCCAGGUUUCCGGGGUCUGCGGGGACCACAGUGGCCUGAACGGGUUCACUGAGGAGGAGCUGUCGGUGGUCGAGUUGGAAGUAGGAGGAGGGCUUGGCCUUGAGGGCACCACAGCUGCUUCCUGUCCAGCUGUGUUCUCAGUGGAGAAGAUGCGGGGGGACAGCAAAGAAGAAGCCCGGGACUCAGACUGUGUUAGCCCGGGGGGAGAGGCCACAGGAGGCGGGUGUAUCAGGACUGCUCUGCCCGGCCAUGAGCUGGUAUGCGCGGUGAGGGAGCACCGGCGGAACUGCGCCUGCACCGCGGGGGUAAACAUGCCCAACGGGGCUGCUGACAGCUGUGAGGGGGAGGCAGGGUUAUUUCCCACCCAGCAGCUUUGCGUUUGCGACUGUGAAGAAGUGAAAGUGGCCAACGGGGGUUUCCACACACAUGACCAGGACCUGGACUCGGGCUGCUCACCUGAAAACACCCCUGACUGUCAGUUUAAAUCGAAGUCUAGGCAUGAGAAGAGGGUAGGGUCCCCUGGAUUAAGUGCCAAAUCCCCCUCUCCCUGCCCUUCAUCCAGUGGCAGCCCGCUCUCUGAGCGCAACACCAGGGAUGAAGAGGAGGUGGAGGACGAUGAGGAGGGUUUCAGUGACCCCAGCUCACCUCCCGUCAGGCCGCAGAGUCUGAGGACUAACCCCAACGUGGCCGUGUCCCUCAGCUGUGACGCCACCCCGCUGUCCCCAGAGGAUGAGGAGGAUGGGGGCUUUUAUUUUGAAGGGUACGACGAAGACCUGAGGGGCGUUUUGGAGGCGGGUCGCCGGCAGAGCGCUCCGGACACGCUCCCGGACCUGAACCAGGACAGCUCGGACCCCAAGCAGAUGCCAAAGAGGUUCGGCAUCGCAGAUUUCUUCACCAGGAGCCUGUUUUCUAGGAAACCCAAAGAGCCCAAAGCGACAUCUCACAGCUCAGCAGGGUGGCGACUGUUUGGCAAGACAGCAGCCAGAGAAGGCGAUACGAGCAAAGACCUCGCCUCCACGCCGACCGCGGAGCAGUCUCCUCAGCAGGAGCCGAUGAAGGACUCCAGCGUGCCCUUGUGUCCUCAGCGCCCCCUGCUUGCAGGGAGGAGGAAAAACCUGGAGUUUGAACCUCUUUCCACCACGGCUCUCAUCUUGGAGGACCGCCCUUCGAACCUGCCGGCUAAAUCUACGGAGGAAACUCAGAGACACAAGCUGGAGUACGAGGAGAUGGUGGCAGGAGCCAAGAGGAGAGAGCUGAAAGAAGCCCAGAGGAAGAAGCGUCAGAUGAAGGAGAGACACCGGCAGGAGGACAGCAUCUCCAACGCCAUGGUCAUCUGGAACACCGAGAUCCUGCCUCACUGGGACUCCAUGAAGGGAACGAGGCGGGUCAGAGAGCUGUGGUGGCAGGGCCUUCCCCCCAGUGUCAGAGGAAGAGUUUGGAGCCUCGCUAUCGGCAACGAGCUGAACAUCACACCAGAGCUCUAUGAGAUCUUCCUCUCCAGAGCCAAAGAGAAGUGGAGGAGUUACAGCGAGACCAGCUCGGUGAACGACAGCGAGAGCGAUGGAGGAGCAUCUCUGGCUGACAGAGAGUCCAGCCUGGAUCUCAUCAAACUAGACAUCUCCAGAACCUUCCCCUCGCUCUUCAUCUUCCAGAAGGGCGGUCCGUACCACGACCUCCUCCACAGCGUGCUGGGUGCCUACACGUGUUACAGGCCUGACAUUGGCUAUGUGCAGGGCAUGUCCUUCAUCGCUGCUGUGCUCAUCCUCAACCUGGAGGAGGCCGAGGCCUUCAUCACCUUUGCCAACCUGCUCAAUAAACCCUGUCAGAUGGCCUUCUUCAGAGUCGACCAUGAACUGAUGUUGAAGUAUUUUGCAGCCUUUGAGAUUUUCUUCGAGGAGAAUCUUCCUCGUCUCUUCAGCCACUUCCAGACCAACAGCCUGACCCCUGACCUCUAUCUGAUUGACUGGAUCUUCACUCUGUACAGUAAGUCACUCCCUCUGGACGUGGCGUGCCGGGUGUGGGACGUCUUUUGCCGGGAUGGCGAGGAGAGCUUAUUCCGGACGGGUCUGGGCAUCCUGCAUCUGUACGAGGAAGUCCUGCUGCAGAUGGACUUCAUCCACAUCGCGCAGUUCCUCACGCGGCUGCCGGAGGACCUGCAGUCGCACACGCUCUUCAACGCCAUGGCCAGCACACACAUGAUCAGCAGGAACCGCCGCUGGGCUCAGGUGUUUUCUGCCUUGAUGAAGGACGGAAAUAAAGAGGCGGAUAAAAACACGAGUCCAGCUUUGAGAAGCUAACCCCGACGCUAACUCCAGCUGUACUCAAACUAACGUCUGGCUUCGGGGAUGUCGGAGCUCGCGCUAGCUCCCCCUGCCGCCGCUGACGCCAACCACAGAGGCUAGUUGUGUAUCUUGAAGCUGCGUAGCCUGAAGCUAAACUCAGUCCUGGGCUCAGCUACGAAGCUUGAAGUGAAGACGAGGCAGCCGUGGAGGUGGGGGCGGAGCCGCUGACCAGUCUUGGGAAAGGAAGCGGCAGCUCCGGCGAUUCCUGAAACCUCUGCUGGGACCAGAAGCGUUCGGUUACUCCUGAUCUUCAGCUGCCAGUCAGUAUUUCUCACAGAUUGUGUUCCACAGCUGGGGAGUCACAGGUGGCUGGGAAGAAAACCUAAAAGCAGUCCGACUCGGCCAUCGUUUGGCUCCUCCAGGUCGAGACGGCGCUAACACUGAGCGUCACGCCCUGCGUAAUUCUCCAAGACUCUAAAUCUAACUGUAGGUGCUAAUGAGUUUCUCAAGGCUUCAGAAAUGUCCUCUGUGGUUCACUUAUUAAUGUGAGUCCUUGUGGUUCGAGUUCACAAACACUCUUUUACUUUGCUGCUUUUGUUGUAAUAUUAGCUUCAAGAAUGACGGCAGUCUGCACUACUUUAAUCUGCUAGCAAAACAAACUCACAACACGGGAGAUUUGGGUGGAAGUAAAACUAAAGUGUUGCAGUUUACUCGCUGCUUCUCUGUCACCAGUUUUGGUGGGAGCUGCCCAGUUUGGGAGAUAUCUGCUGCCUUCUCAGAACUAAAAUCAAAAAGCAUUUUUAAUAUAAUUCUGUCGUUCUGGGAAUCAAGACCACCUUCCUUAAAAAAGGAUUCAUGUACCCAAACUCACUGUGAGCAUGUUUCAGGAUCUGUGCAGAAGGAAGCGUCGAUCUGUCGCGUGUCGGUCCGUUAGCUUAGCGCCCCGCUGAACAGCAGUCAUUUUACCAGAACCAAUCAGCAAACAACCUACAGGUGACAUCACCUGCCCACACUCCCAAGUCAGUCUAAUGUGUUUUAUUAGAGCCUGUAGAUGUUACCUAGCAACCACCACUAGAGUGCAGUGUGUGACAGGAAGCUGUAACCGAGCAGCACGGAGCAAAGAGGGACGGCAUCCGUGCUAACCUUUAACAUCAACGCUGAGCCUCGUCUGAUCGGCUGUGCUCGACUUUUGUUACGUUCAAACUCGUCCACUGGUCCCACGCACAGGUUUUGUGGAUUUUUGUGAUUAAGUCGGUCAUGAUUUUUGGAAAAACACUUAUAGACGAUAGUCCUGACCAGACGCUCAGAGCUCCUGGGACUGAGAGCUGACGGCAAAUUCAAAGCGUCACCUUCUGACGCCGCACUCUCUCCACCUCACGCUCCGUGUUCCCGUCACUUGUGCACAAGAUCCUGAACUCCCUCGUUUGGUGGAAGAAGCAACAGCCUGCUGUUUUCUGGCUCAUUCAUUCGAUUCGUGUUCAAGAGAAGGCAGCCUUUAUCUGUGAAGUUAGAGCGCUCUCACCAGUCACUCGAAGGAAACCAGGGCUGAAAUGGCCCUUUAAGGACGAGCAGAUGGUGAAAGUGAUUACAAAGGAUGCAGUUAAUGAAAGAGUAUGUGUUUGUUUUUUUUUUAAACGUUAAGAUAAUGAUUCCACUUAAGUGUUUAAUACUUCUAAAUAUAUUCUAAAGGUGGGAAUAUUAGUGCUGGUGUUUAAGCAAGAAUUUAGAAGGACAUUCGUGUUAGUAUUUGACGUAAUUGGCUUAAAAUAUCCACAAAAACCAUUUUGGGUAGAGCGUAAAUGUUUGUGCUGACAAAUGGGGCCAUCGGGGUUUUAAAGCCAGCGUUUCCCAGAUCCAGAUUUCCAUUCAGAGCACUUUAUCACGCAGCAUUUAAGCCCCACAGUGAGGCCUCCAGCUCUACGGCCGCGGCUUUUAGCUUUUAGUAGUUCGGGCUUGAAAAAUGACGCUUUUAUAGGCUUUGCAUUAGAUUAUUUCUUGCUUGUUUAUUAAAACUUAGCUAAAAAAUUUGACUGAAGUUAACAGAAGAAACUGCUGCAUGUAUGCAAGCAGCGUGUUUGAACCCGGAGGCCUAAAACCGAGACCAGAGGUGUUGCUGUUCACUCCCAGAAGAUCCUUGAAAACAUUAUUUCCUUUUAAAGCAAACAUCCUCCAAGUCGCCAUCUUCUCAAAUUUGCAGUGUUUCUUUGUCAUCUCUUGUUUUGGAUGAAUUCGAUCGUACGUUCUGAUUUUCUGUGGAUCAACCGUUUGGUCUACAUAGAUGCCAGAGGGGAAAAAAACUUGCUUCCAGCCGCUCGGGCUGAAAACUCUCUGCCGACUUUUAGACUGUUUGAAGCUGCUCGCACCAACACUCCAACGGGAUAAUGAAAGCAAUUUUUAUUUAUUUUUUCUUAUAUUACUCGUUUUCUUUCAAAAACAAAAGUCUGCUCAAAAAUCGAGUUACUGCUGCUUUAGCCUGCCUACAGGCAACUGCAAGCCACUUUGCAACCCACCGUCACCACCUUUGCUCCACCUCCUCCAUGUCGUUCCGUCUGCCAGAGCAAACAAACAUAACACAACAGCGUCGUCCUGAAAUAACAGGAAAAGGAGUUUGUGGUAUUUAUAGUGAAAAAUGAUUGUUUUUGGAUAUUAAUUACUUUUUACACAGAAGAGUAACACUAAUCUGAGGAUGCAGAUGUUACCAACACACUGACUGAACAAAGCUUCGCACUCACAGCCGUCACUAAAAACACAACAGCGCUACAAUAAUGAGCAGAUCAGCAGCGUCUCUACAAGUUUCUACACUCUUUGUUGCUCCUUGAGCUCAUGGAAACACUUCUUUGAUUUCCACUCACUACAUCAGCCUGAUGUGUUUGCACAGCCGAUUAAAGGCAGCCAGAGGUCACCACCUCCUGUGAGACGGGCAAUGAUGGAAAUAUGUGCCAAAAAAUAAAAUCAAGAUAAAAUGUGUUUCAAAAAUAUACUGGACUAUAGAGUGAACUCUGUUUUGUGCUGCCAGACUUUUAUAUAAUUCAUGGAUGGUAUCUAAUGGAUGUAAUAAUAAAGUUAAGCAAUCUCAA